Molecule: messenger RNA, 509 nt
Organism: Oppiella nova
Lineage: Eukaryota; Metazoa; Arthropoda; Arachnida; Sarcoptiformes; Oppiidae
Source: the annotation of a GenBank genome assembly
AUGACUUCGUGUACGGCUCGACGUUUGCCGCCUCCGGUGAGAUCGAUAUCAUGGAACUCAGGGGCGACGAACCCGGCAAAAUAGAGUCAACCAUACAUUACGGCGGAACGAAACCGAACUUCAUCUCCAGCGGCGGAUUCGUCGGUGACUUUCACCGUUCGUUCGCCGAUGACUUUCACACAUUCGGAUGCAUUUGGAGUAAUACGUCCAUCGACUUCUACGUCGAUGACCUGGUGUUUCACAGGGAGCGUAUCGAUCGCAGUAUGUACUCCGGGAAGGGACCCAACCCGUACACCAAAAACGGACAGCCCUUCGACAAGGACUUCCAGAUUAACCUGAAUCUGGCGGUCGGGGGAGCUUUCUUUGAACCCCCGGAGAUUACGGAGGACGACGCCCGCAAAUGGCCUCAACCCUCGUAUGUCAUCGAUUACGUCAGGGUUUAUAAACAGAAAAAUUAAUUUAAAACGUUAUUUAUGAAUGGGUCUCAUUAAUAUUGUUUAUUAUUGUGG